Molecule: messenger RNA, 2157 nt
Organism: Pyrenophora tritici-repentis Pt-1C-BFP
Lineage: Eukaryota; Fungi; Ascomycota; Dothideomycetes; Pleosporales; Pleosporaceae
Source: RefSeq, a predicted model, not a curated record
AUGCGUUCGUACUACCUUUCUCCAUUAGCUUGGAGUUUGUGGUCUGCUGCCACUGUCCAAGCAAACUCGGCCGAGACAAUUCAAGCGGCGCUUGGUAGUCUUACCAUCACCAACGUUGAGGAUGUCAGCGGCAAUCUGUACCUUCCAGGCACAUCUGAUGGCUUGAACAUCACUUGGUCAAGCAACAAGCCAUCCAUCAUAUCGGCAGACGGUAUCGUACGGCGACAAGACUGGGCAACCACAGUUGAUCUAACAGCGGUCAUUGAAUAUGACGGAACAACAUCAAACCGGACUUUCAGCGCGAAUGUACGACAAGCGUUCAAGCUUGACGCUUUUGAAGGCUAUGCCUUUACCUACUUCACUGGUAACAGCAUAGCCGGUGAAAAGAUCUACAUUGCAGCAAGCAACGGUAACAACGCCUUGGAUUGGACAGAGUUGAACGGGGGUCAACCAAUUUUGACCUCUACCAUGGGAACCAAGGGACUACGCGACCCAUUUGUCAUGCGUUCAGUCGAGGGGGACAAGUUCUUUUUGCUCGCCACCGAUCUGUCCAUUGGUUCAGGCACAUCCUGGGGUGACGCAGUCAAAAAGGGUAGUCUCUACCUUGAGAUCUGGGAAUCGAGUGACCUCAAGACAUGGUCUGCACAACGACAUGUAAAGGUUUCCCCGCCUACUGCUGGGAACACAUGGGCACCCGAAGCAUACUACGAUGCGAAUCUUGGAUCAAUGCUCUAUGUGACAACACGCGACUUUGUCACUUUUAGCGAGCCUCAGACCUGGCAAGACGCCGGGAUGUCCCGUAUCGAUACCACGGUCAUUCAAGAAGAUGGAGUAUUUUACCGCUUUACCAAAGACGAAGGUGCCACUGGAACAGGUUGCUCUGACAUCAUUGAGGAGCGCUCAUCCCAGCUUCUUGCACCGGUUUCAUCAUGGACACAAGUUGCCGCUUGCAUCGGUCGCAACGCUGGCACAAGCGCUGUCGAGGGACCUACAGUUUUCAAAGCCAACGCUGGCGAUGUCAACGGAGAAAAGUUCUAUCUUUUCGUGGACGAAUAUGGUGGCCGUGGUUACAUCCCGUUGGAGACAGCGGAUAUUGCCAACCCAACUUGGAAGGUCUCCGCUUCUUACAAACUUCCGAUAAGUCCUCGCCACGGCACUGUGCUUCCUAUCACUGCGAAGGAACUCGCUGGUCUGAACACGCAGAAGGUCAGCUCCAUGACGAAGAGAGCUAGCCCCGUACUUCCUGGUUACUACGCCGAUCCUAACAUUGCUGUUUUCGGUGACAAAUACUACAUCUAUGUCACCAGCGAUGGCUACGCAGGCUGGGGCGGAAAUGUCUUCUAUGUCUGGAGCUCGCCCGACCUUGUUGCGUGGACACGAUCAGACGAGCCAUUCUUAACACUCAACGGCACGAGCGGCAAUGUACCAUGGGCAAAUGGCAAUGCUUGGGCUCCUGCCAUCAUCGAGAGAGACGGCAAAUACUACUUCUACUUUAGUGGAAACAACCCGACAUACGAUCGCAAGACCAUCGGCGUUGCAGUUGCAGACUCGCCCGAAGGUCCCUUUACUGCACAACCAACAGCCAUGAUUCUCAACGAUGGCCCAGUCAAGACCGGCCAAGCCAUUGACCCAGCGGUAUUCAAAGAUCCCACCACUGGAAAAUACUACAUCUUCUACGGAAAUGGAGGUUCUGAUAUUAUUGGUUCCAUCUACGCCGAGCUCAACGAUGACAUGGUUUCCGUCAAAGAAAACACCACCACUGCAAUCCCCGGCCUAACUGACUUCCGCGAGGGCAUCUUCGUCAACUACCGCGAAGGCCUUUUCCAUCUCACCUACUCCAUCGACGACACCGGCUCGGAGAACUACCGCGUAGGUUACGCAACGUCCGACAGCGUACACGGACCUUGGACAUACCGCGGCGUGAUAUUGCAAAAGGAUCCAUCGCAGGGUAUCCUCGCCACAGGACAUAGCUCCAUCAUCAACGUGCCUGGUACUGACAACUGGUACAUUUGUUACCACCGCUUCCACAUCCCGGGUGGAGAUGGAACGCACAGGGAGACUACAAUCGAUAAGCUGUUUUUCGAUGAGAAUGGAUUUAUUGUCCCGGUCGUUCCUACGCUAUCGAGUGUACCAGCGGAGAUGAUUCCCGUUGUUUAG